AUGACAAGCCAACAGACCCACGGCGCCGAAGGCCCGCCCACUACCACGAAGGACACCAUCCUUGAGACUGGUGCCGCAGCCACUCAGUCUUUCGAGCCUAUCAAAGCUAUAUGUGCUCACCUGAACGCUUUCCAUGUCUACGCUUCUGAUCCUUCUCGUUCUGUGGAAGCUAACCACUAUUGCACACAUUUAAGUGCUGAUGUCCGGCAAUGUUUGAUCUAUGAUGCACCUACCAAUCCUGCGAGGUUGAUUGGAGUAGAGUAUAUGAUCACCCCAAGUCUUUACGAAACACUCGAUGCAGAAGAGAGGAAGCUUUGGCACUCACAUGAUUACGAGGUCCGUAGUGGAAUGCUCAUCAUGCCCAAUCCAUAUGUCCCGAAUGCUGUCUGGGAAGUCGCAGAGACAGCAGAGAUGAAAGAGGUUGUGGGAUUGUAUGGCAAGACAUUUCAUUUCUGGCAGGUUGAUAGAGGUGAUACCCUCCCACUUGGACAACCGCAAUUGAUGAUGAGCUUUACGAAGGAUGAGCAAGUACCAUGGGAGAAAGUCAAGGACAGAGAUGCAAGAUAUGGAGUUGACACAAGUCACAAGAAGGAAAUUCGGAAAGGUGUAGAAGAGGCCCAAAUUCACGAAGAUGCCGACUCUUGCUGGAAGUCGUGAGGGAUGAAAGUCAGACAACAAUAACGAAAACACACGACGGGAAUGCACAUGGGACAUUAUGAG
Molecule: messenger RNA, 720 nt
Organism: Mollisia scopiformis
Lineage: Eukaryota; Fungi; Ascomycota; Leotiomycetes; Helotiales; Mollisiaceae
Product: DUF1264-domain-containing protein
Exons: 4
Coding region: 1-657 (218 amino acids)
Source: RefSeq, a predicted model, not a curated record